AUGGUAGUUUCAAGACUGGUCAGUGGCCGACCAAAACAUGGAGAAGCGGCUGGGAUUGCAGCGGUGCUGGGGGUGGGUGGUGAUCGAUGUUAUGGCGACAGUGGUGGUGGCAAUGACGAUGUUGAUCGCGACUGUGGGGAGGCAAUCCCACACCAUUUCAAGGGUGGCGAGGAGAAGGCAUGCGUCCCUCAAAUUGUCUCCCUCGGUCCGUACCAUCACAGUGACGAGCGCCUCCGCGAGAAGGACAAGGAUAAGUGGCACGGCCUUAUGUGCAUGCUCAAGCGCAAAAAUCGGAAGAUAGAGGACUAUCUAGAUGUGGUGAAGCAAGUCGAGGAGAGAGCCCGCGCUUACUAUGAGGGGACGAUAAAGAUGCGCAGCGAGGAGUUCGUAAUGAUGAUGGUUCUCAAUGGGUGCUUUGUCAUCGAGUUGUUAUGGGGAUACUCCAUUGGGUUCGAUAAACUUGGUUACACUCCCAAUGACCCCGUCUUCUCCUCAUCGUGGAGUUGGACGCACAUUAUCUUGCAGGACAUGAUCUUGCUCAAGAAUCAGAUCCCGCUCUUUAUUCCGCUCUUCAUUCUCGACCCUCCAAGAUUUGCCUUUAGCUUCUACCUCUUAGGUGAUCAAGAAUUGGGGUCUUGGCAUGAUCUUGCUCGAGAAUCGGAUGCGACGAGGUCACAUUUCCUCAACUUGGUAGCCUUCGAGCAGUGUCACUUCAAUUGUAGCAAUGACGUCACCUCGUACAUGUUCUUCAUGGACAACUUGAUUAACUCCGUCGAGGACGUGGGGCAUCUCCACGAUUGUGAGAUCAUGGAGCACUGGCUCAGGAGCGACGCCAAGGUUGCUGACCUCUUCAACCAGCUUUGCAAGGAGGUGGUAUUGGUCGACAGCCACAAUUAUCUCUCUAGACUGUCUAAGGAUGUGAAAACUUACUCCUAG
Messenger RNA from Eucalyptus grandis, 936 nucleotides. RefSeq lists its product as uncharacterized. The coding region runs from base 1 to 936 and encodes 311 amino acids. The record is from RefSeq and is a predicted model, not a curated record. Lineage: Eukaryota; Viridiplantae; Streptophyta; Magnoliopsida; Myrtales; Myrtaceae. The transcript has 3 exons.